This is a messenger RNA of Cydia splendana, 3375 nucleotides long. It is a transcript of the gene Letm1, whose product is annotated as mitochondrial proton/calcium exchanger protein. The transcript has 7 exons. Lineage: Eukaryota; Metazoa; Arthropoda; Insecta; Lepidoptera; Tortricidae. The coding region runs from base 125 to 2413 and encodes 762 amino acids. Gene Ontology annotation, molecular function: ribosome binding. Gene Ontology annotation, cellular component: mitochondrial inner membrane. Gene Ontology annotation, biological process: intracellular monoatomic cation homeostasis. The record is from RefSeq and is a predicted model, not a curated record.
UGUGUUAUUUGCGUUAUCUGUGCAUUUUCCUCUCGAUUGUCAUGGUGUCUAAAGGUUGAUUUUGUUUUUAUUUAUUAGAUUUUCAUUCAUAUAAACGAUACUAUCACCCCCUCGAUACGUAAACAUGAACAGAUUAAUUUUGAAUCCGUGCCGGUGCUUAAAAAGAUCAACUCUGAAAUGGGAAAUCAAAGAGUAUCAGUAUUUUUCACAUGUAAGACAUGCAAGGACCCUGUCAUAUGCUAUCCAGCCAGGUGAGCCUCAUUUUGGCUGUAUAGAGCGGCCAUUAAAUGCCAGAGUGCUGUACACACCACUCUACUUCAGAGGAAUAGCCACGAGCUCCUGCCACUAUGAAAAGGAACCGCUUAAACCUUCUUCAAAAGUCGAAGCAGCAGUUGAAAGUAUAAAGAAAGGAAUAGCUGAAAAAGAGAAGCUCCCAGUGAAGGAAGUACCGAAGAAAAGUAUAGGGGAACGCAUCAUGGCUGAGCUCAGGCAUUAUGCAUAUGGUUUCAAACUACUCUUCAUUGAAAUCAGGAUCUCAACAGGUUUAUGCUUUAAGAUUCUAAGAGGCAAGUCAUUAACUCGGCGAGAGCACAAGCUACUCAUCACUACAAUUGGAGACUUAUUCAGAAUGGUACCAUUUAUAGUAUUUGUCAUUGUGCCCUUUCUAGAAUUCUUGCUGCCAGUAUUCAUAAAAGUGUUCCCUAACAUGUUGCCAUCCACAUUUGAGAGCAAAGAUCAAAAAGAAACAAAAAUGAAACAGCACUUGAAAGUUAAGUUGGAAAUGGCUAAGUUUUUCCAAGAGACACUAGAUCAGAUGGCUCCUCAGGCGAGUAAUAGGCACUCAACACUCGCAAAAGAAUUUCAGACCUUCUUCACGAAAGUCAGAACUACUGGUGAUGUGGCCACUAGCGAGGAAAUCAUGAAAUUCUCAAAGUUAUUUGAAGAUGAAAUCACAUUAGAUUCACUUCAGCGGCCACAUCUGAUUGCACUUUGCAAAGUGUUAGGAGUGACUUCUAUUGGUACAAGUGCCAUGCUACGGUGGAAUCUAAGGAUGAAGUUGCGGUCUCUGGCUGCUGAUGACAAAAUGAUAGCUAAAGAAGGUGUGGACAGCUUAAACUUUAGCGAAUUGCAACAGGCAUGCCAAGCACGUGGAAUGAGAGCUUACGGCGUGUCAGAAGAGCGCCUUAGGAAGGAAUUAAGGAACUGGCUAGACUUAUCACUGAACGAAAAAGUACCGCCAUCACUCUUGCUGCUGUCCAGAGCGUUGAUGGUGCCAGAACAUGUGCCGACAACAUAUAAGUUGAAGGCUACCAUUUCAGCACUGCCCGACUCUGUUGUGAUGCAGACUAAGGCUGCCAUUGGAGAGAAGGAAGGCAAAAUUGACUUCAAGGCUAAAGUGGAAUCCAUUAAGCUUGAAGAACAGAAGAUCAAAGAAGAACAGGCCGAGAUGCUUGAAGCUGAGAAAGAGAAACAAAUACUGGAAGCAAAGAAGAGAGAGAAGGAGGAACUCAAAGACAAAGCCCCCAUACUUGAUAUUGAACAAGAAGUUGCGGCCAAGGAUGAGGCAAAGGUGCUGAAUGUGGAUAGUCCUAAACCCGCGGAGGAGGGUCUGUCUGGCAAGGAUAUUGAGGUCAUUGAGGAUGCUUUAGAAAAAUUAGCUGAACAGAAGAGAUCCCUGCUCCUCGAGAAGGAGAGCAUCCAAGACCUGAAGUUGGAGCUCUCUGAGUACAGCGAGGAUGUCAAGGAGAUGCAGGAGAUUGUCAAGACCAAGCAAGCAGACAUCAAGGUCUCCAAGGGCGCUAGAAGACUAUACAAAGCAGUGAACAACAUGAUCAGCAAACUGGACUCCGUUCUAGUCGAGCUAGAGAGCAAAGAGAAAGUGCUCCAGAAAACCCUGGAACAGACCAAGUCCGAGCCGCAGAAGGCCAAGGAACAGCUGAUCCAUAUCGAUGAACUGAUGCAUUCCAUUAAGAGUCUACAGAAGGUACCAGAUGAGGCCAAGCUGAAGCUGAUUCAGGAUGUUUUGGGGAGGUUGGACGAUGAUUUUGACGGGCAGUUGAAGGUCGAUGACGUUUUGAAGAUGGUUGAAAUAAUAGGCAACGAAAACGUGAACCUGUCAGAGAAGCAGGUGCAGGAGCUGAUCGAGCUCCUCGACAAGGAGGAGAUUCUAGAAGUAGAGAGCAAGAUACAGAAGGCGCUAGACAAGGCCGCCACAGCGGAGAAGGUGCAGAACAUUGAAGCUCUGGAAGCUAGCAAGGGUCUAUUCGACUUAAUCCGAGAAGCACAGAAGCGACGGGAGAUGAAGAAAGCAGUGGAGAAGUUCAGCGAUCAACCCUCGAUCCCCAAGAGCGAAGACAUCGUCACCAAGACCACCAAACAAGAGGACAGCAGUAAACGGCCCGAGAGCCACUGAAAACUCAACCCUAGGAAUAUUAGAGUAAAGUUGUAAAUACUGUGGCUGUCGGUGGCGUUUACGUCUUAUGCUAGUCGAGCGACCAGCAGAAAUGACGAUCCCAUAAAUACUUAUUGAAUAUAUAGGGCAGAGUCCGUCUUAAGUUGACUUUACGACGAAUAGAACAAAGUGAGAGAGUGUCAUUAUGAACGUCAUAUUUUCAUAGAAAUUUGACAAUAAUGAUGACAUUGCUAUCUUGUUAGCUUGGUCUGACUCUAACAAAGUUGCAAGGUUUGAUCCCAUAUGUAAAGUGUAAUGUACUGUUAUGUAAUGUUUCCCUAAUGACAAUAAGCAUUUGUAUACAUGUAAUCGAUUACUGCAUGUAAAUAGUUAAAUAAUGCCUAUUCCGUUUCGCACCGUACAAACUUAUUUUCAGAUUUUUAUUUAUUUCCGGUUUCGUUAUUUAUAAAAUUCUAUUUUAUUGUUUAUGCAUUUCUGUGAUCGCUGUUGUAAGUUUUGUGUUAGUUGUGUAUAUUAGCGCUGGAACAGCGUUGCACAAAUUGUAUGUCUGUAUGUAUUCGAGUUUUGAUCGGCACCGGCUUACAUUAUCAGAAAUUGGGAUUUACUUCAAGUAUAAAAUAUCUCGCAAGUUGCAUUUAAAAUGUGACGGAUUUGUGUAUAUAAAAUAUAUAGAAGAUUAAUUUUAUAUGAUUUCAAAACUGGUUUCAUAACCCUGUAUCAUGUGAUUCUUGGCUGUCUAUAAUUUAAGCUAUCACGACCCUAUCUGCACAUCUAAUGCAGGUAUUAACACAACUAAAUAUACAUUUAUAUGAAAAAACUUGUUCUAAAACAACUGUUGUCGGGUAUAACAAAUUAUAGUGACUUCAAUGUUAUAGCUAGUUCAUUUGUCUGUACUCAUUGGAUGUGCUGAGAAUCGAACUUACUUAUGUUAAAGUAAGAGAAUAAACAGAUCAUUAUAUGAA